UAGAGGGGAAAAGACGUGACGCCAGCAGUAGCUCCAGCCUCUCUCCCUUGCGGGACAUUGAGUGGAGAGUUUAUUUGUUGUAAUUUGCUUGUUAUUCCUAUAUAAGUUGACCUGUUACUUCCAGCCUGAAAAUGGACAAGGAAUACUGCUCAUAAUCCCAACACUGCUUGGAUUUACCCUGUAGUUUUGUUUCUUAUAUUUUAAGUACUUAUAUUUUUUUAUCUCUUAACAGCAGGAUGCUUUCUGGUUUUCAGUUGCUGCUGAAAUACAGUGCAUUGUUAUUUUUUUGCUUGUUUUUUUAACAGUUUUAUUUUUCCCACACAGAGGACACUGUUAUCUGUAUGUUCUUUCUGUAGCAAGUAGAGCAGGUUGUGUCAGAAGUUCAAACCAUAUGUGAGGGGAGAAAACUCAUGUGUGAUCCAUCACUUCCUGAAUACAUUCUCUACUUCUUCCACUGUUUUUUCCCUUCUGACUGAGGAGUACGCUGGAUUUGUGGAUCUAUUUCUCUACCUGGACCUGACACCUUUGAGCCAUGCUGCUGUUCCUUCUGCUGCUGCUCUGCUUGGAAACUUCACUGCAAGAACAGACUGCUUCUCCUGGUCGGUGUGACAUCUCACAGAGGGAGGACGUGCACACCUCCUGCACUUCCUGGGCUGCCUGUGCCACCACCAACUGCCCCCAUGGCUUCAGCAAAGUGCGCACGAUUAACUGCAGUUAUGUGGUGCAGAUCGGCGGCAGGGAAAUGAAGCUUGAUGGGUGUGAGCACGUCUGUGUGAGGUGGUUCAUGGAGCCCCAGUGCUGUCCACAGCACUGGGGUCCUCUGUGCCUACCCUGUCCCAGCUGGUACGGGAAGACCUGUAACUUCCAUGGAAGCUGUUUGGGCGGAGACACGGGGAAUGGGACCUGUGUCUGUGACGAUGGCUUCUCUGGCUUUGCUUGUCAGGAGUGUAAGAAUCCAAACUUUUACGGAGAAAAAUGUGAUAAAGAGUGUGACUGUCUUCAUGGAGUAUGUAAUAAAGGUCCAGAUGGUGAUGGACAGUGUUGGUGUCAACCACCAUACACUGGAACACGCUGUGACCAAGUGAGUAGCAGAUGCAGUAACUGCAGCCCUUAUUCAUACUGUAAAGGAGAGGGAGAUGACGCCUACUGUGAAUGCUUGCCUGGAUACAGGAAGAUGUCACAGGGAAAAUGCACAAGUGUUUGCUCAGGGAGGGACUGUGACGUAAACGCCCAGUGCUCCUCACAGAAGUCAAAGGUCAGCUGUACCUGUAAGCCUGAGUAUGAGGGUGAUGGGAAAAUCUGCAUACCCAAAAACCCUUGUUCUCAGAACAAUGGAGGAUGUCCCAUUAAUUCCACCAUCUGUGUCUUCAAAGGCCCCAACAAGUCCACCUGUGAGUGUCUGCACGGUAUGUCCCCCACGGGUAGCAACGCUAAGUUUGGUUGCCAGCUGGUUUCUGCCUGCUCAGCGGACACCUGUGACCCCACAGCUGUCUGCCAAACUGAAAUGGAUGGACAACCCAGGUGUGUGUGUAAUGCGGGUCAGAUUGGUGACGGCUGGCGUUGUUAUGGUAACCUGAUGGAGCGGCUGAUAGAGUUGGACAGGAGUGGAAGCCAGAGAGAAAAUCUGACUGGAGCCAUUGCCCUGUUUGAGAAAGGCUGUUCACUGCUGCUGAGACACAAUGGACCCUUCACAGCUUUCAUCCCAGUGCUGAAAACUCCCCUUAUUGGUGUCAAUGAAGAGCUAAUUUGUAAAAACCACCUGAUUCUGGGUCAGCACCUCUACAAGAAUCUGGAGGGACAAGACUUCAACCUGUAUGGAGGAGCCAAGUUGAGGAACAAAGACAACAAGAGGUUCAUCCUGAUGGACGACCCCAGCAGACUGUACACCGUCAUCCAAGAAGACGUGGCAGCAGCCAAUGGAAUCAUCCACAUCAUUGAUCAGCCAAUCACAAGCUCACUUUCUGACAGGUCUCCUCGUGAUGAACAGUUUGCUGAUAAGACGAUCUAUGAGAUUCUUACUAAGGAUGAAAAAUACAACCGCUUCUUGUCUCUGGUAGAUAACUGUGGGUCUCCCCCUCCUCUGCGGGGUCUGGGACCCCUGACUGUGUUUGUCCCCACCAACCAAGCUGUGGACCGAGCCAGAGACGGCAGCAUCUUGUACAUGCUAAACGAUGCCAAACAUAAACUUCAGGAACUUCUCAGACACCAUGUUUUCUCCCAGGCUGUGUUGACAGUCGACGAGUUGGCUGCUCUUCCUCAGAUUCAAACAAUGGCCAAUCAGAUCGUCACCAUCACUGUGUCUGAUGAUGGUGCAAUCCUAUUGGGGGAGAAGGGCAUCCAUCUGAAGAGCACCAACAUUGUGGCAUCCAACGGGAUCAUCCAUAUGAUUGAUGGCCUUCUGUACCCACCCUCCAUCCUUCCCAUCCUGCCUCACCGAUGUGAUGUCAUCGAGAGCAAGAUCACUGUGGGUCCCUGUGUUCACUGCAGUUAUCUCUAUGAGACCGAGUGUCCAGAUGGCAGUGUUGAAAUGGACAGUCAUAUUGCCUGUGAUUACACCAUACCUCCCCUCAGAUCCAUGACAGGCUGUGCCAAACUGUGCAACACCACCAGACAGGUAGCAGAGUGUUGUAAAGGUUUCUACGGCCCGGACUGUAAACCCUGUAUUGGAGGAUUCCAGCACCCCUGCUAUGACAAAGGAAAGUGCUUUGACGGUAUCCAUGGCAAUGGCUCCUGCAGCUGUCAGUCAGGCUUUGAGGGUGUUGCCUGUCACAUCUGCUCAGAUCCAUCCAAGCACGGGGACAACUGUGAUGAGGACUGUCGCUGUGUCCAUGGUGUGUGUGAUAACCGUCCAGGCAGUGGUGGUUUGUGUCGGAGAGCUUCCUGUGUGGAGGGGUACUCCGGAGAAAACUGUGACAAGAUGGCCAUGCCUUGCAACUCUAACGGACUGCAUGAACACUGUCACAUCCACGCAUACUGUACACAGACAGGACUGCAUACUAUGUGUGUUUGUAGGGAUGGAUAUGAGGGUGAUGGUCAUUCCUGUUCUCCCAUCAACCACUGCCUGAAGAGCAACCGAGGAGACUGCGACACAAACGCAGAGUGUGUGUAUGUGGGUCCAGGCAAUGUGUCAUGUGUUUGUAUUGAGGGAUGGACGGGUGAUGGCAAAGUGUGUGUGGAGAUCAACAACUGUCAGCUGGAUAGUCGAGGAGGCUGCAGCCCCAACGCUGACUGUAGCCACAUUGGCCCUGGCCAGAGUGAAUGUGUAUGCAAAAGAGGUUACAUGGGGAACGGUAUUGUGUGUGACCUCAUUAACCCCUGCCUUGAGAAGAAUGGAGGCUGCCAUGACCUGGCAAAGUGUGAGCCGAAGGAGGGCGGAACUCACACCUGCACUUGUCCCGAUGGCUUCGCUGGAGACGGAGCCAUCUGCUAUGGGUCAUUACUGGAUGAGCUGGACAUGAACCCAAAGCUGUACAAUUUCUACAGACUGACUAAGGCAUACAGUCACUUGUCGGAGGACCUGAGUGGGAACCUGACAGUUUUGGUUCCAUCCAGAGAGGCUUUGAGAAACUUCAGUUCAUUUUCAGACUCGUUCUGGACCACCCGGCACCACCUGCCUCACUUCUUACGGGCACACUUCCUGUCGGGGAUCUAUUCUGUAGAAGAUCUUGACAGACUGGUGGGUAGCAGGCUCCCUACAUUGAACCCCCCCACAUUCUGGGAGAUCAGCAACAGCAGUGGGGUGAUCCACAUUGGAAAUGCCUCCAUCAUCACCCACAACCUGCCUGCAAUCAAUGGCUACAUCCACAUCAUAGACCAAAUUCUGUUCCCCUCCCGCUCAGACCUCCCCCCAGAGCCCUCCACCUUGAUGGAAUUCCUGAACUCCUCUUCCAACUUCACACUGUUUAGACAGUAUGCUUUGAUGUACAAUCUGUCAGAAGAUCUGAGUACUGUUGAUUUCACCCUCCUGCUGCCAACAGAUGAUGCAAUCAGGCAGCACCUCAGCAGGACCAACUCUUCCCUUCUGGAUUCAGAUGUGUUGAAAUAUCAUGUAAUCCUCAAUGACCUGCUCUUCCCUGACCACCUGUUUGAUGGCGUGUUAAAAAGCACAAUGCUAGGCACUGACUACCAGGUCCAGUUCCACUUAAACAACAACAAGACAGCUGUGAACGAUGUUCCUCUUGAUGGCAGUUUCAUUGAGACCAAGUACGGUGUCGUCAUCGUCCUCCCUCAGGUCCUCAGAAUCCAACGCAACAGAUGCAGCAAACAGGUCACCCAACAGGUCAAAGGAAGGUGUUCAGACUGUACAGGGCCACCUCGAUGCCUGUUCAACUACAACCCAGUCAGAAAACAGUUUCCAGCCAAAAUGCGACCCAACUGUAGCUACAGGAAGCGAGUCGGAUCCAGGAGGAAAUCAGAGCCAGGCUGUAUGAUCAACUGUCUUCGGUUAAUCACGGAUCACUCCUGUUGCCCAGGUUACUAUGGCCACGAGUGCUUCAAAUGUCCUGGGGACAUUGGCAGCUGGUGCUCUAAUCACGGGGAGUGUCAGGAUGGUAACCAUGGCAAUGGGGAGUGCCGUUGCUAUGAAGGUUUCCAUGGUACUGCAUGCGAGGACUGUGAGCCAGGACGAUAUGGAGUCAACUGCUCCUCAAAGUGUACGUGUGACCAUGGGAAGUGCGAGGAUGGUCUGACAGGAAGUGGCAGGUGUGUGUGUUAUAAAGGUUGGAAAGGAUCUUCCUGCUCUGUAGAGAUUAAGAACGAUGCCUGUGGAGGUGUGUGUGAUGAGAACGCAAACUGUAUUACAGGACCAAAAGGUUCAGCUGCUACCUGUGUGUGUGUUGCUGGAUAUGAAGGCAAUGGAACUUACUGCAAAGAGCUGGAUAUGUGCAGCUGGUCUAAUGGUGGAUGUUCAGAAUUUGCUAUCUGCACGAAGGUCUCAGCAGGAGAGAGGACCUGUACCUGUAGGGAGGGGUACACUGGAGACGGAGUCAUAUGUUUGGAGAUUGAUGGCUGUCUGAUCAACAAUGGAGGCUGUCACCCGUCAGCAGACUGCAUCAGAACUGGCGCCAACACUACGGCCUGCAUGUGUCGGUUGGGCUUUCAGGGAUCAGGGAGGUUUUGUUACCCUGUCAACCCAUGCAGAAAUAACAAUGGAGGCUGUAGUAAGUUUGCUCGCUGUGAGUACUUGGGUCAGGGCCAAAGGAACUGCACCUGCCUCAGAGGCCAUAUAGGAGAUGGUCUCAGUUGUCGGGGAAACACCAAUAAUGAGCUGUUCCGACAGCCAGAGAAUGCCUUCUUCCAUCGAAUGUUGUCUACGUCAAGCUCUCGUAGUCUUUUUGGCGAUGGACCAUUCACUGUCUUCGUCCCUGUAGAGGAAACCAACAACUCCACCUCUUUGGAUGAAUGGAACAGGUUUGGUCGUCUUGCUGACCUGGUUCGUUACCACGUUGUUUCCUGUGAGACUUUGACCUUGAGUGACCUCAAAACCACCAGGCUCGCUGUCUCAACAUCGGGACAUACACUGCAAUUCAGUGUGCAGCAGGAUUCAGUCUGGAUCAACAACAGGUCGAGGAUCGUGAAGAGUGAUUACAUCACAUCUAACGGAGUCAUUCACCACAUUGACACGAUGUUGACGCCCUACAGUCUGCAGGAGAAACCAAGUGUCCAGUCUAACAAAAUGAACUUCACAUCAGCAGCUGUUUUUUAUGGCUACAGCCGCUUUUACAAACUUGUGGAGGAUGCAGGAUUACUCCCUGUGCUCAAAAUGGACAUCCAUCAACCAUUCACCAUGUUCUGGCCCACAGACAAGGCCCUCAACUCGCUGCCAGCUGAAAGACAGCGCUGGCUCUCUAGCCCUGACCACCAAGACCAGCUAGCUGCCACUGUGAAGGCUCACAUUAUACGCAACUCCAAGGUCAUGAGUCUCAGUCAGCCAGAUAAAUACUCCAGCCUCCGCACCAUGCACGGAUCCACCAUCAAGUACAGCUGUGACAAGACUCUGGUGGGGGCUGUAUUGAUUAACGAUAACGCAGCAAGAUUAGUGGAACGCUACCUGGCCUUCAAAGAGGGCAUAGCCUAUGGCAUUGACCAGUUGCUGGAGCCACCUGGCCUGGGAGCACACUGCGACACCUUGGAGAACAGGACUACUUACGGACGCUGUGGACGCUGCCUCUAUCCUCCAUCUUGCUCCUUCAGACACCAAGACACGGGGAAAACGGAGCGUUGUUUGAACUUUCGCUCCAGGUUUGGGAGUGGAUACUCGCAUUGGUAUACUGACCUGGAUGAUCCAUUCAGCCGGAGGGGCUGUAAGAAAGUUUGUCAGUUUCCCUCCUGGGUUCAAAAGUGCUGCAAAAAUCACUAUGGCCGAGACUGUCAAGUUUGUCCAGGUGGCGUGGAGGCUCCUUGUGGUAACCACGGUGACUGUGAUGAUGGCGUGCUUGGUUCAGGGAGAUGUAGGUGCCAUGAAGGAUUCGAAGGGAAAGCCUGCGAAAUGUGUUCUGUUGGCCGUUAUGGCCCUAACUGCAGAGUCUGCAGCUGCAGUAAGCAGGGAAAGUGCGAUGAGGGCAUUGAGGGAUCUGGACGAUGUCUCUGUAACCCAGGCUGGAAGGGUGAUCAAUGCCAGACUGACAUAGGCUCAAUCCCAGAGGAGUGUCAGCAGUGCCACACUCAGGCCAUCUGUGUGCCAGAUGUUGGUUGUCAGUGUAAAUCUGGGUUUCAGGGGAAUGGCACCUUCUGCAGUCCAGAGCCACCUCCAGACCUCUGCCUGGAGUACAAUGGUGGCUGUCACCAGAAUGCAGACUGUAACCAGACGGGACUGCUCAUCAACUGCACCUGUCACAAUGGUUACCAGGGAGAUGGCUACUCCUGUGAGCCCAUUAACAGGUGUAUUGAAGAGGUGAACGGAGGCUGCAGUGACUUUGCAUCCUGCAAAUUCACUGGUCCAAAUGAACGUGACUGUGAGUGCUUGCCGGGGUACGUGGGUAACGGAGUCCAGUGUCUGGAGAAGGUAGUUCAUCCUGUUGACCGUUGCCUAGAAGAUAACGGGGGCUGUGACCCUGUGGCCGCCUGCAAGGACCUGCAUUAUCAUGCCAACACAGCUGGAGUGUUCCACCUGCGCUCUUCAGAGGGGAAGUACAAGAUGAACUUCAGUCAGGCUGAAGCUGCCUGCCAGGCUGAGGGAGCCACACUGGCCAACUUUAAACAGCUAGGAGAUGCACAGCAGUUGGGAAUGCAUCUGUGCGUGGCUGGCUGGAUGGAGGGGGGUAAGGUGGGUUACCCAACCCGCUUCCCUUCUGUCAGGUGUGGGGACAACCAUGUGGGCCUGGUUAUCUACAAAGAGCCUGUGGACCAGAGCAACAAGUACGACGCGUACUGCUACAGGCUCAAAGAUGUUUCAUGUGUGUGUCCUGCUGGUUACGUUGGAAAUGGAGAUUUCUGUAAUGGUGUCCUGACCAGUGUCCUCGCAACAUACAGUAACUUCUCCAUCUUUUACAAGUUGUUGUUGGACUAUAGCGGCACGUCGUUGGAGGGCAGACAGCUCAUUGAAUUCCUGUCUCACAGGACAUCUGAGGUCACGCUCUUUGUUCCUCAUAAUGCUGGCUUCACUGCGAACAAGACUCUGUCUGGUAGAGAUCUUGAGUAUCACAUCUCAGCCAAUCACAGCAUACGACCAUUCAAGGGCCUGAGACACCAGGAAGUCAUCAUAUCUAGGCUUGGGUUCAACCUGACUGUUACCCAUGGCAACAACGAGAGCUGUAAACUUGUGAACCAGCAGCUGCUGUUGGAUUGGGAUAUUCCAGCUGUGAAUGGGAUCAUCCACGUCAUCGAGGGCCCGCUGACAGCGCCCCCUGCACCGAUUCCUCAUCAUGCUUCCCGUGGCCACGCCCCUUCGAGUGGCACAGUGUCAGCCAUCUUGGUGUCACUGUUGCUGGUUUGUGUCUUGGCUACACUGGGCUACUACGUCUUCAGACACAAGACUGAUGCUUUCCGCUUCCACUACUUCAGAAAUGAAGAUGAGGACAGUUCAGCAGGCGGCAGUAUGAAGCCCACCCUGGUCUCCAUCCCAAACCCUCUGUACAGUGGCUCCAGAGCAUUCACAGAGCCAUUUGGGGAUGCUAGUCAGGGGUUGGAGCCAACAGAACCUGAGGAAUCUCCGAAUAUGCUGGAACUGGAUCAGUAGAACAAGCUGAACCAGUAAAACUGAAGCUAUGUUUUUACCUGUUACAGUUACUCAUUGGUUUUAUCAUGGCUCAACUUUUACUCAGUUUAUCACUAUCCAAAUAAGAAAUAAAAGUUGUCUUUUUACCGAACACAGACGGUCUCUAGGAGGAGAAUCAAAGCAGUAUUUUUUAUAGCAAAGAAUCAGAUGAUUUUGUGCAAUGUGAAAGUCUUUCUGGAAGUUCCAAGAAGCAAAAAUACACACAGUGUACUUUAUUAUGACUCAAUUCCGCACAUUGUGAUGCUGCUAGAAUUAUUCACUUAGAGUGCCACAUGUGGAUCAAUCCACCACUGACAACAGUUCCCAACAAAUUUGCACCUGUUUCAGUGAAAUUUGCUUCAAAUAACAACCACCUGUUCUGGUAUGCAACUGAAUGUUUAAAAAUGUAACUAUAUCUUUGUGAUCUUCUUUUAAGCUUUUAAUCUUCAAUGGAAACAAACAGGAUAGAAGGACUGUCAGCAUUAUCAUUUAACUUGCACAUACAGGAAAGCAAAAUAGUGCCACACUUGAGCAGCUGCAUUUUCCUCAAGCCAAAAUGUCCACCAUCAUUUAAAAUCGUAACCUCUGAGAAGACAUCAAACUUGAUCCCUCUGCCAAUCUGCUGCUGCUUUGUCAUUAAUCAUUGAUGGUGUUCUGUGUCAGCAGAAAGGCUCUGUGGGCAUGCUGAGUUUGUCAGAAAACAGUUGACUGACAGUGGAGGCAGUGUGGAGCAAAUCACUGCAUGCUUGUCUGACACUCAUGAUACCUGGCAUUAAGUUCCACAAAACAUAGCCUUUAAUCCUAAAAUCAGAAACCGUGAAAUAAACAAGUGCUAAUUCUGCAGGUGUCCAAGGAACAGUUCAAUACAGCUACAUCCAGCAACUGAUUAUCUUUAGAUAGAAGACAGGCAGCGAGGAAACAUUUACAAAAUCCAUCCACCAGCACGUCUAAUGUUCACUAAUUAACAUGUUAUAUCCUGUUUCUUAAAUCCAUAAAAGUGGUGGAGUGGCAGUCUGGCAUACUGGGCAAUUUUCUGUGGACCGACACACCUUUGCAGGUUGGUCGACAGCAAUGAAAAUAGUAGCUACAACUAGGGGCAGCAGCCCAUUGGUUAAUUUUCUGUAGUGACACUGAGCUGAAAUCUGUACUAACAAAAUUCUUGGUUUUGGGACAAUGAUUAAAAACAUUUAGAUAAUUGGAAUGUGGUCACUUCAGAGACAUUGAUAAAUUGUACAUUUAAACUGCUACUGAUUUUUUCUUUUAGGUGACUAAAAUGGCAUUUGCUUAUGCUCUGAUUCACAGCUGUACAUUUUUUGCUUAGCUUCCUACAACAGUAUUUCUGCUGUCCAAAGUAAACUGGGGGGCCAACUGUC
Scatophagus argus is the source of this 9567-nucleotide messenger RNA. RefSeq names its product stabilin 1 (gene stab1). NCBI's taxonomy places the organism in Eukaryota, Metazoa, Chordata, Actinopteri, Scatophagidae. The coding region runs from base 533 to 8176 and encodes 2547 amino acids. Gene Ontology annotation, molecular function: calcium ion binding; hyaluronic acid binding. Gene Ontology annotation, biological process: cell adhesion. The record is from RefSeq and is a predicted model, not a curated record. The transcript has 70 exons.